ACAAAAUUUCUACAUUUGUUUCUGACGGAGGGGCGAAUAUCAAGGGAGCGAUUAAAAGUGAAUUCGGAAGUGAAAAACAUAUUUCUUGUAUUGGACAUGUCAUCAAUAAUAUCGGACAGCGACUUAUUGAAAUAAAUAUAACUCCACCAGCAUCUGAAUCUGGGAAUAAAGUAGACGACCUACCUUUAAAUGAAGAAGAUAUAAUUGAUGAUUCAGAAAUUUUAGAGUCUGACAAAACUACUCAGCAAACAAUGUUACGUGAUCUGUUGACAAAAGUAAAAAAAAUAGUAACUUUUUUUAGACACAGUGAGAGAGCUACAACUGAGUUGUUGUCAUUACAAAGCAAUUUACCAGAAUCAAAGCGUCUUAAACUAAUCCAAGAAGUGAAAACAAGAUGGAAUUCUUGUUUCGAAAUGAUUAAUCGUUUCAUUGUGCUUGCCGAUCAUGUUGGCAAGGUACUCCUUCAGGUCAAAAUGGAUAAAUCAUCAAAAGCUAAGCCUCCUAAUAUGAUUACAGGAGAUGAACUCGAAUCCUUAAUUGAAGUUCGCGACAUUUUAAGUCCUCUUUGGCGAGUUACGCAGGAAGUUUGCGCGGAAAAAAAUGUUACAUUAAGUAAAUGUAUCCCUUUGAUUGCUAGUCUUAGGAAAAAAACUGAAAAUUUCAAGCCAGAUACUUUGAUUGGGCGACAAUUGCAAAAAAAACUUACUCAAGAAAUUGAAACUAAAUAUGGGAACAUUGAAUCAGUCAAAUUAUAUGCUUGCGCAACUCUUCUUGACCCCAGGUAUAAAAAGUGCGCUUUCUAUAGCAUCCGAGAGUCUGCUCGUGCAAUCACUAACGUUGGUGAUCUGGUUAGGAUUGAGAGAAAUGUAGCAUCACAGGCAACGGGAUCUUCUGCAAUACUUGACGAUGAUGAAGUUACUACAGCCAUUGAAGCCCAAGUUUCUUCAAACGAUGGAAAUGAUGAUGAUGAUAUAUGGUCAUAUUUGGAUGAAGCUGUCAACUAUAUAGUCAUUCUCAAGCGAAUACUGAUGAAGCAGGUGGAUUGCCGAUACAGUUACGUCAGUAUUUAUCUCGCCCAGCUGUUCAAACGAAGACAAAACCCUAAUCCACUUGUCGUUUGGGGAAUCAAUCAAAUAUGA
Molecule: messenger RNA, 1139 nt
Organism: Cotesia glomerata
Lineage: Eukaryota; Metazoa; Arthropoda; Insecta; Hymenoptera; Braconidae
Exons: 3
Coding region: 252-1139 (295 amino acids)
Source: RefSeq, a predicted model, not a curated record